This is a messenger RNA of Cavia porcellus (domestic guinea pig), 18204 nucleotides long. RefSeq names its product bromodomain and WD repeat domain containing 1 (gene Brwd1). Gene Ontology annotation, molecular function: protein binding. The transcript is spliced from 41 exons. Lineage: Eukaryota; Metazoa; Chordata; Mammalia; Rodentia; Caviidae. The record is from RefSeq and is a predicted model, not a curated record. Gene Ontology annotation, biological process: regulation of cell shape; regulation of transcription by RNA polymerase II; cytoskeleton organization. Gene Ontology annotation, cellular component: nucleus. The coding region runs from base 311 to 7120 and encodes 2269 amino acids.
CUGCUGUCGCCGCCGCUUCCUGGCCCGGAUUCCCGCGUCCCCGCUGCGUCCCCCUCGGGACGUAGGAAUCAGUUGGGUGAUCUGCUUUCGUUGGCGGCCAGCGUCGCCCAGCGCCACUGCAGAGGGACUACUUCGCGUUCCCGCGGAGGAACUACUUCCGCCAGCCUCUGCAGAGGCGACGCGCGCAGGCGGCGCGCACGGCAUGGCGGCGGCGGCGCGCGCCUGAGGAGAGGGGACGCCGGCCCGCUCAGGCCUCGGCGCGGCCUACACGCCCCGCUCGCUCUCUCUGCUCCCGCCCUCGUGCCCGGCCAUGGCGGAGCCGUCGCCCGCCCGACGCCCGGUGCCCCUCAUCGAGUCGGAGCUCUACUUUCUCAUCGCCCGGUACCUAUCGGCAGGCCCUUGUCGCAGAGCCGCCCAGGUGCUGGUGCAGGAGCUGGAGCAGUACCAGCUGUUGCCGAAGAGGUUGGACUGGGAAGGCAACGAGCACAGCAGGAGCUACGAGGAAUUGGUCUUAUCUAAUAAGCAUGUGGCUCCUGAUCAUCUGUUGCAAAUCUGCCAGCGCAUCGGUCCCAUGCUGGAUAAAGAAAUCCCACCCAGUAUCUCCAGAGUCACCUCUUUACUCGGCGCAGGAAGACAGUCUUUGCUACGUACAGCAAAAGACUGCAGGCACACAGUGUGGAAGGGCUCUGCCUUUGCUGCUCUUCACAGAGGAAGACCUCCUGAAAUGCCGGUGAAUUACGGUUCCCCACCAAAUCUCGUGGAGAUCCAUCGAGGAAGGCAGCUCACAGGGUGCUCCACUUUUAGCACAGCAUUUCCAGGAGCUAUGUAUCAGCACAUAAAAAUGCACAGGAGGAUUCUCGGACAUCUGUCUGCUGUUUACUGUGUAGCAUUUGAUAGAACAGGACAUAGAAUCUUUACAGGUUCAGAUGAUUGUUUGGUAAAGAUUUGGUCAACACAUAACGGCCGUCUGUUAUCCACACUAAGAGGGCAUUCUGCAGAAAUCUCCGAUAUGGCAGUGAACUGUGAGAAUACCUUGAUUGCCGCAGGGAGCUGUGAUAAAAUCAUUAGGGUCUGGUGCUUGAGAACCUGUGCCCCAGUCGCCGUGCUGCAAGGACACACGGGGUCGAUCACGUCUCUGCAGUUUAGCCCCAUGGCCAAAGGCUCUCAGAGAUACAUGGUUUCCACUGGUGCUGAUGGGACGGUUUGCUUUUGGCAGUGGGAUUUACAGUCUCUGAAAUUCAGUCCACGUCCCCUGAAGUUCACCGAAAAGCCUAGGCCGGGCGUUCAAAUGCUUUGUUCUUCUUUUAGUGUUGGUGGUAUGUUUUUAGCUACAGGGAGUACUGAUCAUGUAAUCAGAAUGUAUUUUUUGGGUUUUGAAGCACCUGAAAAAAUUGCAGAACUUGAAAGCCACACAGAUAAAGUAGACAGUAUCCAAUUUUGUAACACUGGUGACCGGUUCCUAAGUGGUAGCAGAGAUGGAACAGCACGGAUCUGGAGGUUUGAACAGUUAGAAUGGAGAAGCAUUUUAUUGGAUAUGGCUACCAGAAUCUCAGGAGAAUCGUCUUCAGAAGAGGAAAGAUUUAUGAAACCCAAAGUAACAAUGAUAGCUUGGAAUCAGAAUGAUAGCAUUGUUGUCACAGCUGUGAAUGAUCAUGUCCUCAAAGUAUGGAAUUCUUACACUGGACAGCUACUUCAUAAUUUGCUGGGACAUGCCGAUGAAGUAUUUGUUUUGGAGACACACCCUUUUGAUUCCAGAAUUAUGUUAUCUGCAGGACAUGACGGCAGCAUAUUUAUAUGGGAUAUUACAAAAGGUGCCAAGUUGAAACACUAUUUUAAUAUAAUUGAAGGCCAAGGACAUGGGGCUGUGUUUGACUGCAAGUUUUCCCAGGAUGGACAGCAUUUUGCCUGCACAGACUCUCACGGGCAUCUUCUAAUCUUUGGUUUUGGGUGCAGCAAACCAUAUGAAAAGAUUCCUGAUCAGAUGUUCUUCCAUACUGACUACCGGCCGCUGAUUAGAGAUUCUAAUAAUUAUGUCUUAGACGAGCAAACCCAGCAGGCCCCUCAUCUUAUGCCUCCCCCAUUCUUGGUGGAUGUCGAUGGAAAUCCUCAUCCAACUAAGUAUCAGAGAUUAGUGCCCGGUCGGGAAAACUCCGCAGAUGAACACCUGGUCCCGCAGCUCGGCUAUGUGGCCACAAGUGAUGGAGAAGUCAUUGAGCAAGUCAUAAGCCUCCAGACCAACGAUCCCAGCGAGGGAAGCCCGGAGGCCAGCAUCCUUGAUGGAAUGAUAAGGCAGCUGCAGCAGCAGCAGGACCAGAGGAUGGGGGCAGAGCAGGAUGCCGCGCCUGGUGGACUUGCGCAUGGGGAGGAGACGCCGCGCAGAGGCUUUAGAAGAGUAAGUUUAGACAUCCAGUCCCCUCCAAAUAUUGGUUUGCGUCGUAGUGGACAAGUUGAAGGUGUCCGCCAGAUGCACCAGAAUGCUCCGCGGAGUCAGAUUGCGACGGAACGGGACCUGCAGGCUUGGAAGCGCAGAGUGGUUGUACCAGAGGUACCACUAGGCAUAUUUAGGAGGUUGGAAGACUUUCGAAUAGAAAAAGGUGAAGAGGAAAGAAAUCUUUACAUAGUAGGAAGAAAAAAGAAGACUCUUCAGCUCUCACAAAAGUUGGAUUCAAUGGCGUUGGUGUCACAGUCUAGGCAGAGGCCAUGUAGACGUAAAUACCCAGCUUACCAGAGGAGGAGUGCUGGCCGUCGUGUGUUAUCUUCUGGAAAUGAGUCUUCAUGUUCUGUAAGACAGGAGACAUCCUGUGACCAAAGUGAAGGUUCUUGUUCUUCUGAAGAUGAUGAAUGGAAAAGUGAUAGAAAAAGUGAAAGUUACAGUGAAAGCUCAAGUGACUCCUCCUCAUCUCAGUACUCUGAUUGGACGGCUGAUGCAGGCAUCAAUUUACAACCUCCUUUGAGAAUGUCAUGUCGUCGACGAAUUACCCGAUUUUGUAGUAGUUCAGAGGAUGAAAUGUCUACUGAGAAUUUAUCUCCUCCAAAAAGAAGACGUAAGAGAAAGAAAGAAAGUAAGCCUAAAAAAGAGCAGAAUUUGCGGAGGAUAACUCCAGCAGAGCUUGAAAACGUGGAACAUUUAUAUGAGUUUCAUCCCCCAGUGUGGAUAACAGACACCACACUUCGAAAAUCUCCCUUCGUUCCUCAAAUGGGUGAUGAGGUCAUCUAUUUCCGACAGGGCCACGAAGCUUAUAUUGAAGCUGUCAGAAGAAGUAAUAUUUAUGAGCUGAACCCCAACAAGGAGCCGUGGAGGAAAAUGGAUCUUAGGGAUCAAGAAUUGGUCAAAAUAGUUGGAAUACGGUAUGAAGUUGGACCCCCAACACUCUGUUGCCUUAAACUAGCAUUUAUAGAUCCUGCGACUGGAAGACUAACGGAUAAAUCCUUCUCUAUUAGAUACCACGAUAUGCCAGAUGUUAUUGACUUUCUUGUAUUGCGUCAGUUUUAUGAUGAAGCAAGACAGAGAAAUUGGCAGUCUUGUGACAGAUUCCGAUCUAUUAUUGAUGAUGCUUGGUGGUUUGGAACAGUGUUAAGUCAGGAGCCCUAUCAGCCACAGUACCCUGAUAGUCACUUCCAGUGUUACAUUGUGAGGUGGGACAAUACUGAAAUUGAAAAACUUAGCCCAUGGGACAUGGAACCAAUUCCUGAAAAUGUUGAUCCCCCUGAAGAAGUUGGAGCAAGUAUUUCUGUUACAUCUGAUGAGCUAGAGAAGUUGCUCUACAAACCACAAGAUGGUGAGUGGGGCCAGAAAUCGAGAGAUGAAGAAUGUGAACGGAUCAUCAAUGGCAUAGAUCAGCUGUUGAAUCUUGACAUAGCAGCAGCCUUCUCAGGGCCCGUUGAUUUGUGUACAUAUCCCAAGUACUGUACUGUGGUAGCCUAUCCAACUGAUCUUUAUACCAUUCGGAUGCGGCUCGUUAAUCGGUUUUACAGGAGGCUGUCUGCAUUAAUUUGGGAAGUCCGAUAUAUAGAACAUAAUGCCAGAACAUUUAAUGAACCUGAAAGUGUAAUCGCCAGAUCAGCUAAGAAGAUAACCGACCAGCUUCUGAAGUUCAUUAAGAAUCAAGAUUGCACAAAUAUUUCAGAACUAUCUAACACAUCUGAAAAUGAAGAACAAAAUGCUGAGGAUCUGGAUGACAGUGAUGUUCCUAAAACAUCCUCUGGAAGGAGGAGAGCCCAUGGCUGGAAGAAAAAGAGCAGCAGAGCUGCCAGCUACCUGGAAAGCAAGUGGAAGAGGCAGUGUAAGGAGCUGGUGAAUCUGAUUUUCCAGUGCGAGGACUCCGAGCCCUUCAGACAGCCUGUGGAUCUGGUGGAGUAUCCAGACUACCGAGAUAUUAUAGAUACACCGAUGGAUUUUGGAACAGUGAGGGAAACUCUGGAAGCAGGAAAUUACGACAGCCCUUUGGAAUUUUGCAAAGAUAUCCGGUUGAUAUUUAGCAAUGCCAAAGCAUAUACACCAAACAAAAGGUCAAAGAUUUAUAGUAUGACCUUGAGAUUAUCUGCUUUAUUUGAAGAAAAAAUGAAGAAAAUUUCUUCUGAUUUUAAAAUUGGUCAAAAAUUCAAUGAAAAACUUCGACGAAGUCAGAGGUUCAAGCAAAGGCAAAAUUGUAAUGGUGUUGUUCAGCCCAAUAAAAGGAUGAGAAAUAUCAAGCAGAAACGGUUAAAAUCUCAGCCAGAAGUUAUCUCUGAGUUGGUAGGUUCUCCUACCCAGUCUACCUCAAGUAGGGCAGCUCACUCUGCAGGACACAAGACAAGUGCUGGUGACUCUUCAGGGGCUACAUCUGGGGACUCUUCAGAUUCAGCGGGAUCGCUGGAGAGGAGGAGAAGAAACCGACCUGUCACUGUGCUGAAUGACUCUCUGCUAUCUGAAAGUGAAAUGGAAGAUUCCUUAGCUACCUCUUCGUCCUCUUCCGCUUUCAGUAGUUCAGAGGAGAGCAACAAGAGCUUGAGAGCACGAGAGUCCUUGCGUGGUGGGCUCUCCAGGAGCAGCAGCCUCAGAGUGACCAGGACUCGGGCUGCUCAGAGGAGAGCUGGUCCUCUCACCUUAGAAAAUGGCAACGGCAGAAAAGCCACUCGAAAAAGAGUCUAUGUAAGUGAUUCUGAUAAUAAUUCACCAGAGUCCAGUGAAAUGCUAAAGGCCAGAGCUGGUAAUAACCGAAAAGUCCUACGAAAGUGUGCUGCUGUGGCUGCCAAUAAGAUAAAGUUAAUGAGUGACGUAGAAGAAAAUUCUAGCUCUGAAAGUGUGUGCUCUGGUCGGAAGCUUCCUCACCGCAAUGCUUCUGCCGUAGCUAGAAAAAAGUUACUGCGUAAUUCUGAAGAUGAUCAGAGCACAAAGUCAGAUCUCGAAGAGGAAGAGGAGCUGAAAGAUCAGCCUCUACCAUUAGUAGCAUCUGGUUUGCAUGUUUCCCAGCAGACUGACAGUGAGCCUGAAAAUGGAGAUUCAGAGUCAGAAAGUGAUUUGCGGGUAGCCCGGAAAAAUUGGCGUGCUAAUGGAUAUAAGUCCCAUUCUCCAGCAAGUUCCAAAACCAAAUUCCCUAAGAUUGCAUCUUCUGAGGAAGAUUCUAAGAGUCCCGAAUCAGAUGACAGUUCUAACAGAACUGCUGGCCCCUCAGCUUCGGGUCGGAGAGCAGAAGCAGGGAACUUCUUGGAGGAAGUAGACUCUGAACCAGGAGCCACAGCUUUUCGCAAGAAUGUAAAUUUCUCUAAGAAAGCAAAGAUCUUAAGUGAUUCCGAAGACUCAGAAUCUGAAGAACAAGACAGGAAUGAAGACACGUGUCACAAAACGGAAACGAGCCAAAUUUCAGGAAACUUGAAAUGUGAGCCUGAUGUUGGGUCUCAGUGCUUCUCAGAUGAUAUAUCUGAAACUGGUUUAGAUUCAGAUGAUGACAAAACAAAAGAAAAACCAAACAAUCUUCUGAAAGAGUCUACAUCCCAAGACAGUGGACAGAGCAGAAAAGUUUCCAGGAAAAGGGUCUGCUCCAGUGAUUCGGAGAACAGCUCAAAGGCGACCAAGAAACCAUUGCAAGCCACAGCAGGUCACCCAAGGGCCACUCAGAGCGUUGCAGCUGCAGCUGGCAGCAGGAUCAAGCUUGCCAACGAUGCUGGAGAUGCCAGCUUAGAAAACGUGUGCACGAGGAGGAGAGGUGGGCGGAAGAAGGCGCUCCGUGUUGCUAGCCGCACAGCUGGGAAGCCGGUGGGUGAUGAUGAGGAAGACGCGAAUGGGGCAGGGCCGGGGGAGCGGUGUGCCAGUGCGGACGUGCCAUCUGCCCCCAACUCUGUGGGCCAUGCAGAGCAGGUCAGCGAGCCUUUACAUGGAGAUGUGGACUCGGAAGGCGUUUGGGAUUCAGACCAUGCGAACAGGCUUCCCAAUAGUAACAACACACAUGUCCCUUCUAAGACAGAGAAUUUCCCCUGUAGGUCUUCAGAAGAGGAUUCGCAAAGUCAUGCUCCAGGGAGGGAGACGGGUAGAGAACUUUCCUCUGUGUCCACUGUGGCACAGAAAGCUACUGCAGAGAACGCCUUUGAAGAGGAACUGAAUUAUGGGCUCCGCAGGUGGAAUGGCAGGAGACUCAGGACAUAUGGAAAGGCUCCUUUCAGCAAGUCAGGGGUGCUUGCUGACUCACAGGCAACAGCUGAGAUGGAAAUAAAGAGGAAGAGACUGCAUCCUGAAUUGGAAAAAGUGCACACCUCUAGAACCCCGGGGUGUUCACAGUACGGACCCAGUUCCAGUCCCAGGCCGUCAGACCUGGGCUCUGUAACUGAGUCAGAUGCUGACUGCACCAUUAACACAAGAGGCAAAAGAAGGAAAGCUAAAGGAAAAGCGAGAGUAGUUAGAAAAGGUAAAACUUUUACAGCUAACCUAUCUAAAACCGUGAGGCAUCAGAGACAGAGCAAACGUCCUAGGUUAAGCGUGGAUGAUAAUGACUGGGAGGAUUUGGACUAUGCAAAAUCUAAAAGAGUUCUUCGGCGCUCAAAAAUAAGAACGAGAAACCAGGGUAGAAGGACUGUGAGAUACCAUGAUGGAGAUGAUGAUAGAAGCUUAGAAAACGUGUUAGAGUUCAAUGAUUGCACCUUAUGACCUUGAGAGAAAGCCAGUUACUUAAAGAGAAAAUGGACUGGAGUUUGGUUGAACACUGGCUGAUGAAAUUAUUUUUUUGUCUUACAAUUCAGGGAAUAUAUUUAUAUUUUUCUAUGAAAAGUUAUGAAUGUGACUAAAUCAUGACUGUUAUUUUUAUUUGCACUUGCUGGUCUUUGUAGCAGCAUUCAGCACAGGUGCCAAAAUAUGCUUCAUUUUGGGGGCAGAUCUACUUUAAUAGUAUUUGACUACGUGUAGCAAGUUUGAAAUAUGUAAACACUAGACACCCUGGUUAUGAAAACCAGUGAGCAUUACUUUCAUGGUAGCAAAGUGUCGUGCAGUUUUUUUUUUUUUCUGAAUUUACCCCGAGGUGGUAAUCUCUAAUCCCUGUCCUUAGGAGAACAAUUUCACAUGACCUAUGUUUACAGAUUCUUCAUCCGUAUUAUGUGCAUGCUGACGUUAUAAUCAUGGGAAGUGAGCCAUGAUUAGCAGGCAAGGUACCCAUUGCUCCCCGCCCCACCCUGCCCAACCACUUGAGGACAUUGUAUUAUACCACACUUGGUCAUUUUCGUUGGAGUGGUUUCCAGUUUUCUUUCCAAUGUUAUUGGGUCUUCUUUCUUUUUAAGGAUCACUUUUAUAUUAUAAACUUGAAUUUAUAAAGUAUUAGUAAAUUAUUUUCAGUGCUUGAGUGUGUAUUCAAAGCUCGAAGGCCAGAGCAUAGUCAUAGUAUUUCCUUUCAGGUUGUGCACUAACAAAAUGCUGUAUAAUUUUGUUUUCUGUCCAAAAUCUUGCUGGCUUUCAUUGUGAUUUAACCAAAAUUUUGCUCUUCCAUUGUCUUACUCUGAAAACAAGGAGUUUGUGUGCCUUAGAUUAGGGAAAGUGUGUUAAGUAGGGCUAAAAAAAAAAAAAAAAAAGGAUUUAAGCUGUAUGUAGAUUUUCCCCAUCUGUAUUGAAAUUGUAGGGCUGAAUUAGGCAUGCAGUUGCAGGUCUUACCUGUGUAGGACGGUAGUUCAGUGCCAAUCUCCAUCUCUGUUUUUAAAAGGUUACUGUUGCUAGGUGAAAUCUUAGGUGUUCUUUACUGGGGCAACUAAGUGUUUCUUUAUUUGUGACCUCUCGUCUAAAUGUGAGAAGAAGCUGUUAUGUUUUAUGGGAAGAUAACUUUGGAAUACAGUUAAAGUGAAACUUUAUCACCCCCAUACCUAUAGUACACUUCUUUUUUGAGCCAAAUACAGUAAAUACUUCUACUUGAUAGCUUAUGCUACUCCAAACAGUGUAGGCAGCCGUUCCUAGCUUGUUUGUGCCUGAAGUGGUUUACAUGUUUUCUAGGUAAAGAGUAGGUUACAGUAUUGCACCAUUACAUUAUUUAUUAGCCCUAGCUGUGCUUGAUUUUAGACAGAGUUAACCCUUUUCUCCUAUUUUCUUGAGGUGGCAUAUAGAAGACGCAUGUGACUCUGGUAUCAGUGUUAGAGAAUGAUCCUACGUGUUCUUGCCUUUGAGUUACUUUUUCAUUUGACAUGGUAGGAGGUACUUUCUCUUCUACUCUGACACAGGGAGGGAUGCUUUGGGCCAUUUCCACCUGAGAUACCUAAGUGGGAUACCUGCCUGUCAUCUGGUGGUUCAGAGAGCCCUCUCACCACAUGCCAAAAGGACGAUGCGUUUUUCCUCACAGCUCCUGUUAAGUGGACAGUAGACACACUGAUGGAGUAUAGUUAUCUUGACUGUGCAUCUGGAAAGAUUCACGGAUGCCUUUUACAUAGCAAUGGUGAUAGUUCUUAGUCAUGUCCAGUAAUUUAUUUAACUUCUUCUAUGCCUCUCUGCUUUAUAUUUGUUCUCAGGGUUGUGAUUCCAUGUUACCAUAAUCUGCAAAAAAGUACCAAAAAUCCAUAAAUAAAUACAGAACACAUUUAUGAGUACAUACAUUUCUUUUGUAAACCAAUCUUUGACAGUUUGGGCUUUAUUUAUAAAACUGUCUUACUCUUUGGACUGCACUAACUUGCUGUGGACUGACUGGUCAUCCAAUUACUGAUUUUUCUUUUUGUCCAAACUGCUGAAUCUUUCUUGUAUAGAGGCAAUAUUUUGGUUUAAAUCGAACUUAGUUUCAUCAGAAAAAGCAAGAUGGGUCUGUGAUUAUAAAGUGUAGUUGGCAGUGGAGGCCUCUUGACUUCCAAAGGGAAACUAAGGACUUGGAGAGAAAAGCAUUUUUCUGGGUUUUUGUUGUUGUUUUGUUUUGUUUGUUUGGUUAUGGUGCUAUUCCUAAAGUUAACUUUGAAUAUGUGACACACUCCUAAGUACCUUUAAGGAAAAUUAGUAAUGAAUAGUAAAAUGUUUACACUGAGCACUAGAACAGAUUUGACUUUUUCAACUUCAUGUGAAAUGCGCAGGGAUUUAAUGCACAGAUGUACUUUAAUGUUUAGGAUCAGUCAGAAAAACAAAGGUGGGUUUGAGAGUGAAUGUGAACUGGUCCAGAAAGAAGUGCUAUAGCUUUCCAUUGCACUUGAAGUAACUUAAUGGUGUACAUGAAAAAAAAUUUUUUUUUUACUGUGGUUGUGUAUGUCCAAAGUCCUAAGAUUUUAUUCAUUUAUAAUUUUUUAAAAAGUUUUGAAGUAUUUAGAUUUGAUUUUUACUUCCUUUGAAAGAUUAAUUUUACCAAGCGUAUUAAGAGAAAAAAUUCAAACAUUUAAAACAGAUAAAGUUUAAGAAGUAUUUUUUUCUUCCCAUAUCCUACUUAUUUAAAAAGGGUGUACUGAUAAUUUGUAACUUCUGAAUAAAAGGAAAUUUUAUCCCAUUUUCAGAUUAUUUCUAGGGUGUUUAUUCUUUCUCUUGUCUUAUCUAGAAAAAUCUUGGAUUUAUUCUCAGUUGAAAUUAUUUUCAAUUUAGUAAUACUUGGAAACAAUGAUAUAACACAUUUUUGGCUUCUAAUGUACAACACAAAGCUUUGUUUCAAAUGGAGUUAUAUGAUAAAAAAUUGGGUUUUAAUAUGAAAAUACGUGAUGUUCUAGAAGUACAAAUGAAAAAGGUUAUAGAGCAAACCAGUAAAAUAACGUAUGAGGAUAUUACUAUCUGGAAAUGAACAGAGUGCAUCAAUAAGCCUUUCACACUUCUUGGUGACAUUUUAAGUAAAAAUUUUUACUUUGAGUCCUUUUCCUGGCUCCUUUUCCAGGACCCUGUCCCUUCUUUAGAGCACAGAAUGUGUUAACUUUACCGUGUGCUAUGGAAGCUAGGUUGGCAGGGUUUUAAUACCGUCUAUUGGCACAAGUUAAAGUGGUGGCAUUCUGCUGUGUAUCAGUGGAACGCAGACACGCCGUGAAAGGUGCAUGCAGCAGUUGUUUUCCACCGCGACUGUUGUAUUGAUUUUUUAGGUAACUUUCAAAUUGUUAGAAAUGUCUUGCUUUGCCUUUUUAGAACUAAAAUAACCAAUUCUGUUCUUUUUAUCAGUAGUAAGUCAGUAUAUUUACUUAGCAAGUAUGUUACAGUGAUCACCAAAUACGUUUUCUGACAUUGUACAGAAGUUACAGUUCAGUUAUUCUAGUAGGAUGCAGUGCCACGAGCAUUAUAGCAGAACUUUUCACCUUUUAAUUAUGUAAGAUGCACUCCUCAACUUCUCCUCUAAAAACCAGGGAAUAAUAAAGCAGCAAGCCAAAGACAGCAGCUUAACACUUAAUCUGUCUCUUCCAGCAUUUGGAGACCUGGGGAUUAGAUCAAAUGUAUUUGUUAGUGCUAGAGAGAAAACGACAGUGUGGAACAGUUUAGAAUUGGGCUAGGUUAGCACAUGUUCAUCCUGCUCGUAGCCCAAAUUGUGAAUCAGUGGGAAGGACCGAAGGGUAAGAAUUGCGUGCUGAUGGAUGUAUUACCUUUUCUUGUGUUUUCAGGAAGUUUGAGAACUUUAAAAUUAUAGAUGUUGCCCAAGAAGGGCAAGAAGAGGUUCCUCAAAAUUCACAGAUUUUUUUUUUUAUUAGUCUCUUAAUAAUCUGCCAAGCUAGUUUCUAUAUAUUGUCACAUUGGUGGAAAAGUGUCAUUAGUCUUAAGUGGUGUUGCCUUCAAGAACUUUUCUAGAGUUGGUGGUGGGGGAAUCAUGUAAUAAUCUAGACCCCACAAAUCUGCAGCCUGUGUCUAGGACAGCACAUAUGUAAAUAACUAGAUUGUACAUCUUUCUCAAACAUUGCAAGACUGACAGUUUGCAUUGAAAUGUUUUGUACUUCCUGGUCAUACUUUAAUGUUAAGUCAGUUUUAAGGUAAGUUUUGUCAUUUAUUAAAAUCUUUAAAUGGUGAGUGUGGUAAUCCCACCAAGAAGAGGUGAUCUAACUGUCCAAACUGAAGAUGAUACAUUGAAGGUUAUGUGACCUGUAAGAGCCCCGUUCCUGGUUCCUGUGAGAUAAAUGUGUUAGAAAUUACCUUCUUUCAUUAGUGGUUGAAAGUUAAAAGGAAUCUUUAUUUUUAAUAUAUUGAAGUUAAUUUUCUAAGUCUGGACCAGUCCUUAACCUGUGCAGCCACAUCCAGUGCAGCCGUGGGAUUUCAGCCAUAUUACAGGAGCAAGGCCAAACAGCGAACGUUUACACUUCUAAGAUCUUUAGUGGUGUCUAAAGUAACUCCACCUAGCAAACCAGUUUUUAAUCAGUUGCUAACUAAAAUAGUAAAAAAAUAAUGUUGCUAUCCUGACAAGCAGAAGUCUUUUUCAAAAGUCUCUGAGGCAGACGGCUCCCUAGUGCAGUUUCCCACCUACAUCCAUGGGCUGUGUGUGUGUUUGUGCAGGUAGGUCAUGCCGGCAGGCUGUGGGUUCAGUGAGGGCCGGAGUGAGCAGGAGGCCUGCUGCUUUCUGCAGCGAGGUGAGGGUGGGGGUGGUGGUGAAAACCCAGUAUUCAUUUUCUCAUCUGCAUUUAUUUUGAAACGCUGAGCUACUUCUCUGAGCAAGUGGAGACAGCACAGCCCUCUGCAUUCAGUGAGCAGAUAAGUGUGAGGUCCUUGGACUUGUACUUCUGCUUUUCAGUAGAUUGUUGAUAAUUACAGUAGAAAUAUUUGGGGCAUCACUAAGGUGACCAACCCUUAAGGGACUCCGAGAAAACUGCCCUGUGCAGAACUAGAUUAGUUGUAGCUUCAAGAAAAAUCGGUGCUCACUGCACAAGCGAGUCCUCAGCAGUUCUUCGAGAUGACAGAACAGGUCAGUGGAAGGACUGCUGACCGCUUGGCACUGCCUUGGGCAGAAGUGCAGACUGCAGUUCUGCCACCUGCCCUAGAAAACAGUUAUUUAAGGGUCUAGCGAGCUCCAGAAAACACUGCCACCUACUGACACUUUCUAAAGCAGCUUCAGUCUGUGGCAUCCCUUGGAAACUGGAAGGAUAAAGACCACUGGUCAGUGCCAUUGCUUUGUGAAUUUCAUGUCACUUCUUCAGACGCAGAGGAGAGUGCGUCCCCAGCUGUUCAGUUGUAUGUUCUCCCCAUCAAAUUUAUUUUAAAUUCUCCAUUUUAAAAAUGCUGAUCAGAUUAGGUAUUUUUAAUGCUUCUGGAGUAAUGAUGUGAUGUUUACUUUGGAUCUAGGAGAAUUUUGUGCAAUGACCUGUGUUAGAAUAUAAAUCUCGAGAUGCAGGAGCUAGUGGUUGGUGUUUUGAGUCAGCUGUCAUGUCAUAUCCUCGUUUCCUUUCACCACACGGAGACCCUCCUGGACUGUAAGCAGCUGUGCACCUACCCCGCGGUCCUUUAGGUGAACCUGGAUAGUUCUACGCACAUGCUUGUAGAUUUUACAUUCCUGGCCCAAAUAGGGCACUGUGCUCAGGUGGGCGGCCUUCUGCGGCAGGUAGAGGUGCACCCCAUGUGCUGGGUUGCAGAUCUGGGGACAGUGGGAGGUUGGGGGUUGGGCUCACUUGGUAUUAAGCCAUGCUGUCAGCAGAGCACUGUUAGACAAAUAUUCUACAAAGUCCUUAAGCUUUUAACCUAACACAAGGAGACUUCUCUAACUCAAAACUUUACAUAAACUUAAGUUCCUGAAAAGGUAUAAACACUGCACUUUUGAAGCACUUCCUUUCCCAUAGAGCCACCUGAAGCAGGUGAAUCAGGCUUUCAGUGUGGGUGUACGUGGGGACCGUGAUUGUGGCAGUUACCUUAGCUUGCUGACCUGCCACUCAGGUGCCUGGUGAGUAGUCUGAGAACAUGGAGCCCUUAGACAUUUCACUGGAAAGUCAUGGCACACAAUUAGCAAGAGGAACUGGCAUGUAUACUUAGGUUGCUGUAGUUGGUGAAAUACUUGCUAACCUAUUUUGGAAGAACAAAAUAGGUCUUUUUUGCGUGUAUGUCGGGAGAGGGGGUCUCACUGCAAUUUAGGCUGGCUCUGAACUCUGUACCCCAAGCUGCCCUCAAACUCACAGUGAUCUUCCUGCCUCAGCCUCCCAUGUGCUGGGAUGACAGGCAUGUGGCCACUGUGCCUGGCAAGAGCUCCAUAUUUUUCUUUUUUCUUUUUUUUUUUUUUUUUUUGGUACCAGGGAUCGAACUCUCGACCCUGUACAUGCAAGGCAGGCAUUUAUGCCACUGAGCUAACUCCCUGGCCCACGAGCUCCAUAUCUUAAAGCACAGCUUUGAAACGUUUCAUAAACCUAAAGUUUGAAGGGUAUUCACCCUGAGGGCCAAGGACUUUCCUCCUCUCUCCUUGACCCACAGAAACAGUUUUCAUUUGUACCAUUGUCCUCAGCUUGGUGUCACCCAGGCAAUACCUCCAUUCGAGGAGAAACUAAGAAGGUUAGAAGUUUUGCAUCUACCAAUUAACACUGUUACUCGAUAGUAUCUGAGCAAAGGCCUUUGUUCUCUAGUAUUGAGUAGUGAAGAGAAGUCUGCUGUGUCCUCCAGAAGUCUAGUGUGGGUGCAAUAGAAUGAGGUGUGUUAUUUGAGUAUUGUUUAGCUGUCCUUGUUGCCUGCUCAGAGUCUGGACUAGCUCACCAGGGAGUAGAGUCUCACAUUCAGGGUCUAAGCCAUGUCACAUACAGCAAAGAAAUGCCGCCUCUGCUUGAGCAAAGUACUGGGCUGUGUUUGAGAAGUCUGGCUUUGAGCUACAUAUUGGCAAACACGAAAAUGUGAGCCCUACCCAGCUCGGGAACUCGGGAUGGCAGAAGUGUGGCCCAGGCACACCUGCUCUCCGGGGGCGGCUGGGAAGUUGCCUCUGGUCCCGGAGGACCUCACAAGUGGCAGCUUUCUGCUGUACCUUUGGGCCCAUGAAUCCCUCACAAAGUCUGGCUAAACUGUCCUUUCCUCAAGGGAAGUCUUUGGUCCCUUAGACUGGGUUAGGUUCCCAGCACCGUGUGCUGGGAAGUUUCUUACAGAAACUGAAGGGGUAUGGGUGUCACGGUUUUUAGGGUCAUUGUCUUGAUGUGUGUCUGGCACAUGCCUAACUCAGAAAACAGUUGACUGACUUAAGAUUUAAUCAGUCUAGUUGUUACAUGUUCCAUUAUUUGAAAAAGAAAAAGAACUAGAGUUAGUAAAGUGGUGUUUCAGGUACAUCCAAUCAGGAUGUGUUUUCUUUUUGUCUGCCCAUUAGCAAUUUGACAGUUUCUUGGGCAAAGGAAAUAAGCCAGCCUGCAGGGUCCUCCUGAAGUGAGAGCUGUCACUGUGUGAGUAUGCAGUCUGCAGCUUUUCUCCUUGCUUAGGCUCCAGGGAAGUUUGUUUCGGAACCUGUACCAAAUACUUUGUAGUACUGAAGUGGAGGAGUACACAUGAUGCCAAAAGUUUAAAACAUGGUUUUGUUUUCAAAAUCCAGACACUGAAUAUUUUUGAGUGAGUGGCUUUAUGAUGCUGAAGGUAUAUCUAACUUCAUUGUUGCAAGUCAGGUGCCCUGUGAAGUGACAGUUACCCUCUUGGACUUAGGUUUAAAAAACGUAAGGUUGUACUAGUAUCCAAGUGCUUAGGCAGUGGGAGUUUUAAAAUUCCUGCCUAUUUAGGAAUGCAUUGUGAAAAAAUGUUAAGUGGUAAAAUCUUGUGUUACAAGAUUUUUUUGCAUUCACUUGAACUUUCACUCAUUUUUCAGAAUCUGUUCCUAGAGACAGAGACAAUACAAAAAUGAGAACAUGUAUGCAUAAUCAGAAGGAAGCAGUGCAGAUGCCUAGUGAAACUCUGAGAGCAAAAGUGGUGCCUGAGAAAAUUCCCCGCAGAUGCGCUGCUGUCGCUGCAAAUAAAAUAAAGAUGAUGAGUACCCCAAAACAGAUGAUCUCAGGACCAGAAAGUGUCUGGAUUAGGAAGAGCAGCAGAGAACUGCCCCAUCGAAACGCGUCUGCUGCAGCUAAGAAAAAAUUACUGAAUGUUUAUAAAGAGGAUGAUACAACCAUAAAUUCUGAAAGUGAAAAAGAGCUAGAAGAUGUUAGUAGCAAAAUGCUUUUUCUAAGGUGGUUCAGACCCUGGAAGGAAAAAGCGCAUUAGUGACUGAGAAUGUAGAAAUGGUGUCCAGAAGCGAGCAGGGCCUCCAGUAGAGUGGCAGCUGCUUCUGCUUCUCACCCUGACGUGAAUCCCCUUGUUUCCUCCCGUGAGGAACCUUCUAAAAGCCAUACUCCAGUGGUCAAGGCUGCCUUCCCGAGGGUCCUUGUGCAGACCGGCAGUAAGGAGGUAGGCGCUGAGCCUGGAGGCUGAGGAGAGGGCCAGGCUGUGGAUGGAGCCGGUAGUGAGGGGAGAGGACAAGCCAGGGCCUGUGGUAAGACUGCUAUCCCUUCCAGAAAGCAAAAGCCUGGAAGAAUUACCUUGAUUUGGUAGAGGAAGAAAAUGGGAAGUGGACAGGAUUUGCAGAAAAACUUCAAGGACGUAGAAAUUUCAAAAGCUCAACCUGAGGCUAAUUUUAAGGGUUCUCCUUUAGAACAUAAAAAUUCAGACCAUCUUGACUAUCAUGGCAAUACAGAAAUGGGAAAGAAAAAGUGGGGCACAUUUCCCCAGGAAGUGCCAAUGACUUUGGGGUGGAACAGAACCUUUUGUCCUUAUAAUUCACAUUCCUAAAGGUCAAAGCCCAAAGGACCAGGGGAUUUGAUGCCGGAAAUGUUAGUUCUGAUACACAGUGUUAGAAACAGGCAGUUGGAGAAAAUCCAUUAAUGUCUUAUUUCGUUUAUAACAUUGGAAUUUAUACUGAACGAUCACUCGGUAUGACUAAUUCAGGGAAUAUAUAUUUUUCUAUGAACGCGAUGAAUGUGACUAUCACUUCACGUAGCAGCAAAAAUUAAGCAGGCUUAGUUUUGGUAAGAAAAGUAUAGUUUAAGAUCAAAUUUGUCAUAUUUUUAGAUAUGAAAUUUUUAUGUUUUUCUAAAGCACCUUAAAAGUUAGAAUUUAAACACUGAGCAAGUUUAUUAUAAUCUUAUCAAACUUUAAUGACAGCAUGUCUGGUCUAUUUCAUUGUGGCCUUUGCUAGGAUUAGAAAAUUUGGUCAUUGUACUACAGAGAAUUUAUUUGCAAUGGUGUUUGAUUUGUUAAUAGGUAUUUGUUGAGAUUAAGAUCACCAGAUUGAAUGUACUGCCAGUACUUUUUAACAUAGUAAGAUGCUAUUGGAAAAAUAAAUUGUUAAAUCUGUGACUACUAAUACAUGAUUUGCAUGUGUAAGUAUGAAAAAGUAAAAUGUAGAAACCCAGAGGUUUCUAUUUCUUUUUCAUAAAGACUAAUGCAUAUUUUUUGGUUAUACAGAUGGACCACGUGUCUUUGAUUACUUGAAAUAUUUGUGGCUGCAUGCUUGUUUACAAAAGCUUUUUUUAAAAAAAAGUUUAAGCCAAAAUAUCCUAAACUACAAUGCGUGUACAUUUCUUUUUUGUAGUGUACUUUAAUUUGAAAUUCUGAUCUCCAUUGUCUUGGUAGACUAGGUGAGAAAUCCUAAUAAACUACUGUUGACUAUAGGUGCAUGGGGUUUGAUUUUGGAGCUUUAAUGAAAUGCAUAAACUUAAUUUUCAGUCUCCAAUUUUCAUUUCAUAAAAAUUUUUUACUGGGUAUAUUAUGUCCUCAAGAAAUACAACUAAAAACAAGUCUGAGUGAAAUGCAAAAUUUUAUACAAAACUUUGACAAUUUGCAAUGAAUUUAAGCUUUCAAUUUAUAAUUUACUGUGCUAGGAUUAAUUCCUGUCAGUAUCCAAGAUUGUAUGGACAAUCUUUCAUAAUGGAAUCCCUUGUCUGGCUUCGUAUUUAAUUUGAACAUAUUUUUCAUUUUUAAAGUGCUUAGCCUAUUUUUUUUUUUUGUAAUUGCAUGAAAUAAGCAUUUGUUCAAAAAUUCACAUUCUUGCAAAAUUGUUCUCUAUGAACUGUAUGGAGAAUUUAAAUCAUUGCCAAAUGUAUUACUACUACUCUAUAAUAAUUGUAGUUAGAGUUCCAGGAAAGAUUUUUUUGUAAUGUAAUCGAGAAAUCAAACCGAGUAUUUUAGUGGUCAAAUGAUAAAUUAUUUAACAAAAGGACUAAAAAUGAUGCCCAAAUAACUUCCUACUCUGUAACUCAUUCUAUUAGAACGCUUAACCAGGAGUCCUGUGUUUUAAAAUAUACUGGUAGCCUUGUAUAUUCUCUCACUAAUGAAAACCUAGUUUCCUAAACUCUUGCUCGUGGUUUGGUUUUAAUGUUUAUUCCUAUUAUGUUCAUUUAAACAAUAUGUAAAAUUGCUAAAUAUGAAUUACAUGUAAAUAACUUUGUUGGUGGUUACUUUUCUACAUCUGAAGACAUUUUCAGCGAUUUUUGAGUUUUUGUUUUAAAUUUCAAGGCUCCCUGUGCCCCAAAGUAAUACUUUCCUUCAUGAGUACUGAAAAAAACCACUGUAAAAUGCCAGCAAUGCCAUUUAUUUCAGCACAACUAAAUCUAGAAUACGGUGUUUCUCAUUGCAGUAUCAGUGUCAUUUUCAGUUAACAGUUGUCCCCAUUCGUCUUGUUCGCUUGUAACAGUGCUCUGUAGACUUUGGCUUCCAGCACGUGGUAACAGAAGCAAUUCGAAAUUAUAAUCAUAUACUUUAUUAAUGAAAAGCUCUUUAAACCAGUUUGUAUUAUUAUAAAUGACCAGUUUAAAAAAUUAUUUUUGCAUUCUCAUGGAAAUGUUUUUUAGGUCAACUUGACUAUCAUCAGGUUUUGAAAUGUGAGUUCCUGUAUCGGAGUAAAGGUCUCGUUUUUUACUACA